Messenger RNA from Trichoplax adhaerens, 1122 nucleotides. RefSeq lists its product as uncharacterized. NCBI's taxonomy places the organism in Eukaryota, Metazoa, Placozoa, Uniplacotomia, Trichoplacea, Trichoplacidae. Gene Ontology annotation, biological process: ceramide biosynthetic process; protein insertion into mitochondrial inner membrane. Gene Ontology annotation, molecular function: acylglycerol kinase activity; ATP-dependent diacylglycerol kinase activity; ceramide kinase activity. The coding region runs from base 1 to 1122 and encodes 373 amino acids. Gene Ontology annotation, cellular component: mitochondrion; TIM22 mitochondrial import inner membrane insertion complex. The record is from RefSeq and is a predicted model, not a curated record. The transcript is spliced from 13 exons.
AUGAAUCACGGAGUCUUUUAUACGUUGAGAAAACACUGGAAAAAAUCCACAUUUGCUGCUAUUGCUGCUCUUUAUGGAAUACAUUUCAUGACGCAAAAGCAUAGAGCUAAUAUUGUCAGAAGAAGAUUAUGCCAAGAGGCAGUGCAAUAUGGUAGACAGACUAUCAAAUCAACGGCAAAGCAGCGUCGAGUUGUGGUAUUUUUUAAUCCGAAAGCAGGCAGCGGAAAAACUAGAAAAUUGUUGAAAGAUGACGCCGUACCAAUCUUUAACCUUGCUGGGAUUGAUGUUGUUUAUAUCGAGCUUGAUUAUGUUGGUCAAGCCAAAACCUUGGUAAAUUAUUUAGAUGAAACUACCGAUACUAUAGUAAUAGCUGGUGGCAGUGGCACAGUAAUGGAGGUAAUUACUGGAUUACUAACCAAGUACGAUGAGGAAUCGAAACAGUGUCCGCUACCAAUUGGUAUUAUACCUCUAGGAGAUGAAAACACACUAUUUGAGAAAUUAUUACCCGAUCGUUGUAAGAAUAUACCCAAAGCCAGAAUUAUCGGUGAGGCCGCCUUAUCUAUUGUCAAAAAGGAGAGUAGGAUGAUUGAUGUAAUGAAAAUUAGCCCUCAAGAAUCUGGUAAAACUAUAUAUUCUCUAUCAUCUGUUAAAUGGGGAAUUUUUAGAGACAUCGCCAGCGAUUACGACAGAUACUGGUUAUUUGGACCUUUAAAGAAACGCAUGGCUUAUAUUCCCCCAGUUUUAUUUAAUUGGCCUCCAAAGUAUAGUAUUGAUAUAGGUUUCGGCGCAUCCGAUAAUCAGAAAAGUUUGAAAAACAACGACAUAAAGGAUACCAUUGAUAACAAUCCGAUGAUUAAAGAAAUAAACAAAAAUAUUAAAACAUUUAAUAGCUUUCAAGUUGAAAUCGAUGCAAAUCAAACCAAAAAUCUUGCUGUUUCUAUUUGGCCUGAAAUUAUCGAUAAAAAAGAAUUUAUCUUAAAGGGAGCUGAAAACAUUAACACCCAGCGAAAUAUUUUUACGACCGUCAAGGAAUAUAACUGGGAUCAUGGUACUUCAAACAGAAGUUUUCAAGCAAUAUCUUCUCGCUUCGCGAUUAUAGCAACCUCAAUAGAGGCAUCGUAA